AGCAGCACUUGCACUGAACCAAGAGUGAGUCAAGUAUGGGUAUCAAUUUUAAAGGAGAAGAAGAAGGAGCUGCAUCAUCAAAAGCUCUCCUCAAUGAUACUAAUGAUACUUCCCCACCCAAUAAAUCUUCUUGUUCUUCCCUUCUUGUCCUCACCACCUGCAUGUCUCUUGUAGCAGCCAUUGCCUUUGCAUUUCUCUUCCUCUCUUCCUCCUCAUCAUUAUCAUCAUCACCACCACUAUUAUCAACCACUGCUCGUCCCCUCACCGAGCUCCACCGCCCCGUCGUCAUCCUCAUUUCCUGCGAUGGGUUCCGUUUUGGUUACCAGUUCAAAACCCCCACACCCAACAUCCACCGUCUUAUAAAAAACGGCACGGAGGCCGAAACCGGAUUGAUACCUGUUUUCCCCACCAUCACCUUCCCCAACCAUUACUCCAUCGCCACUGGACUCUACCCCCAACACCACGGCAUCAUCAAUAACUACUUCUUCGACCCCGUCACCGGCGACAAGUUCACAACCGCGAGCCACGACCCGAAAUGGUGGCUUGGCCACCCCUUGUGGGAGACCGUAGCAGCCAACGGGUUGAAAGCUGCAACCUACUUUUGGCCUGGUUCUGAGGUAAUCAAAGGUUCUUGGACUUGCCCUUCAAGUUUUUGUAUGAAGUAUAAUUCUUCUGUUCCAUUUGAGGACAGAGUGGAUACUGUUUUGGGGUAUUUUGAUCUGCCACAUGAUGAAAUGCCUGUGUUUAUGAUGCUUUAUUUUGAGGACCCUGAUAGUCAGGGUCAUAAGGUUGGGCCUGAUGAUGAUGAAAUCACUCAAGCUGUUGCUAGAGUUGAUAAAGUGAUUGGGAGGUUGAUUAAGGGGUUGGAAGAAAGGGGGGUUUUUGAAGAUGUUACUGUGAUUUUAGUGGGUGAUCAUGGAAUGGUUGGUACAUGUGAUAAAAAACUUAUCUUUUUAGAUGAUUUGGGGAUUCCUGCGGAUUGGGUCCAUUCAUAUUCUCCUUUACUUGCAAUUCGUCCACCUAAUACUCACGAACCUAUUGAUGUUGUGGCCAAGAUGAAUGAAAGGUUGAGCUCUGGGAACGUUGAAAAUGGGGGGAAGUUGAAGGUGUACCUGAAGGAAGAUCUUCCCGAGAGGCUUCAUUAUGUAGCAAGUGAUCGGAUUCCGCCGAUAAUUGGGUUGGUUCAUGAGGGUUAUAAGGUGGAGCAGAGCAGAACAAAUGAGAAAGAGUGUGCAGGUGCUCAUGGGUAUGACAAUGCUUUUUUCUCCAUGAGGACCAUUUUCGUUGGACAUGGUCCUCAAUUUGCAAGAGGGAGGAAGGUACCUUCGUUUGAGAAUGUUCAGAUUUACAAUGUUGUUACUUCUAUUCUCAACAUAAAGGGCGCACCCAAUAAUGGAUCUACCUCAUUUCCAGAAUCUAUUCUUCUAUCUACUGCAUAAGAUUAUGUUUUCGAUGGCUAAGCUACAUGAGCAUGAUGAGGAUGAAAUGUUGCACAUAGAAUAAAUAUCAAUUCUUCCAGGAUUCAACUAAGGGUUUUGAUCCAUUUCAAACUUCUCUAGUUGUUCCUGUAUUUUGAUAUGGAUCAUCCUUAUUUCAUAACUAGUACGAUAACCCGUGCGCUGCACGGAAUUUUAUGAUAGAAUUUUGUAAUAAAUAAAUUAGUUUUCAUAUAUAUGUAAUUUUUAAAUUAUACAUAA
Messenger RNA from Lotus japonicus, 1697 nucleotides. RefSeq lists its product as uncharacterized. NCBI's taxonomy places the organism in Eukaryota, Viridiplantae, Streptophyta, Magnoliopsida, Fabales, Fabaceae. Bases 36 to 1439 code for a protein of 467 amino acids. The record is from RefSeq and is a predicted model, not a curated record. Gene Ontology annotation, cellular component: vacuole. The transcript has a single exon.